Uncinocarpus reesii 1704 is the source of this 1134-nucleotide messenger RNA. RefSeq lists its product as uncharacterized. NCBI's taxonomy places the organism in Eukaryota, Fungi, Ascomycota, Eurotiomycetes, Onygenales, Onygenaceae. Bases 1 to 1134 code for a protein of 377 amino acids. Gene Ontology annotation, molecular function: S-adenosylmethionine-dependent methyltransferase activity. The transcript has 5 exons. The record is from RefSeq and is a predicted model, not a curated record.
AUGAUUCCGGUUCGCCUUUGGUUUCAUAUUGGCGCAACCACUGCGGUUAUCCUUUUCGCUAUCUACUUCAACCGGGAUUCAUUUCUUUUCUCGGCAAAGAAUAGAGAGGUUGCCGUUUCAAAGAUUAUUUCAGAGACAAGGCUUCAUUUUGCCGUCUCGGAUAUUCCAGGUCGGCAUCAGCAGGAGAGGGAGCAGCUCUACCAACGGUUGCAUUGGCAAAGCGGCAAGCCACCCACGCACCAUGCUCGCCAUCGACUGCUGUCGGCGCUGCAUGGUUUUUACCGGUAUGAGAAGACAGCCAUGCAAGAAUUAGAUACGAUUCGCCGGAGGUACAGUAAUGUGGGAAAGGAGCAGAAACUGUUGGUCGAGUCCGUUAUUGGCUAUGAGGAGAAGAUUCGGCGCACUGAGCAGCUGAUUAAGAAAAAUGAUAAAAUAGCCCAGGAAAUAUUUGAUUGUGCUCUCUCGUUUUACCAGGUCGAAUUUCUAGAGUUUAAGCAAUUUACCGAUGAGAUUGAAUCCGGCGGGAAAUCUGCUGAACGCGUUAGUGUCUCGCAAGCUCUAAAACAUUUCGUCCGGGAUUGGGCACCAGAAGGCGGACAUGAGCGGAUGAACACCUUUCCCCAGAUUCUUGAGUCUCUUCAGAAACAUUAUCCGAACAGGGAUAGCCGCGAUCCUGUUCAAGUCCUUGUGCCUGGGUUCGAAGUGACUGCCAACGAAUGGUCAUCGUUUAUGAAUCUCGCCUACCGUUAUUUAACCUCCCCCAAAGUCGCGCUGGCAAACUCCACAACAAUCCACCCGUAUGUUGACUGGUGGUCUCACCAGCCGAGUAACGCGGAGCUGCAUCGAUCAAUCACUUUCCCCGAGGUGCUUGUUGAUCCUUCUUCUGUCCUCCUCGUUGAAGGCGACUUUACCACGGUUUUCAAUCAAGACAGCGACAGCGGCCGCUUCGACGUCAUAGUCACUCUAUUCUUCAUUGAUACGGCCCGCAAUCUACUAACAUAUAUCGAGACGAUUCACCGUCUCCUUAAACCAGGAAGAACUGUCCGUCAGAAGGAAGCCCCGUAUGGGUUUAAUGCACGCGCAUUGUCGAAAAACGCGUACUGGGCGCAGUUCUGGAUUGCCGUCCGUCAAUGA